CCGGCCCUUUUUACUGAUGGUCCCCACACCACCCAGAGAGUCUGGCUUCUCAAGCCCAGUGUUCUCCUCGUCUGACCCGGCUCCCGCAGAGGCCUGGCCGGGAGUGGAUGCUCAGUGAGGAAGAGCAGGCCUGCAGGCCACACUGAGGUUUAGGGAUAAAACGAGAGCAGGGUACAAGAGAGCCUCAGGACUAUAGCCUCGGGGAUGCGUCCCCAGCCUGGAGGGUGAGUGGACUCACCGAAGCUGCAAAGACCGGGUUCCGGCGUGCUGGCUGCAGCAAAUCACUACAGCAACGCGCGGGCCUCGCGGGACUGGCUCGCAGCUCUUGAAUCCCGACGUCAGGGGCGGGGUCUGGACCCUCCUCCAGUCCGCAGAAACUGAUGGCACAGGGCCCCGCGCGGAGUCAUCACCAUAGCAACGUGAGUCUCUCGGGGCGCGAAGCUUUGCACAGCCUGCUCAGAGACUUCCGGACUCCACUGGAGCGCCCAGGCUCACCAUGACAACCAGGGCGGCUUUCUGCGCCUGCGCCUUGGCCCUCUAGGGCGAUGACCAGGAAGCUGCAGACGCUGGCAGUCUCCUAGCAACCAGGUCGCCUGGGAAUGGAAUCAGCGCUCUGGCUGGCAGAGACACCAGGAGAGACUACAGGCACUGUAAAGCAAGUGAGGCAGCUGCAGCGCCGGUGAUUUCUAUAGAGCUUCGUUUUCAAAGCCCUUUGGCAGGUGUGGAAAGAUGGCUCAUGCCCGGAUCUCCACGUAUAUGCCUCCCGACAUCGACCCCACAAAGGCUGCCAUUGCUUAUGGCUGUCGGGCCUUGCCCAAGCUUAAUGAGGAGCUGCAAUCACAGAAUCUCCAGACAAGGCAGAAAGCCCUAGUGGCUCUGUGUGACCUCAUGCACGAUCCUGAGUAUGUCUAUGAGGCCAUCAACAUAGGCUGCCUGGAAAGCCUGAAGGCCCUGCUGAAGGAUGAUGAUAACCUGGUACGGAUCAAGACCACCGAGGUGCUGCACAUCAUGGCCACCCAUAACGUAGGCAGAACUGGCUUCUUAGAGCAUGACAUCAUCCUAGCCCUGUCACACCUGCUGGAUGAUCACCAGAUCACCUGCCGGGAGAACCUACACCAGGCAUACAAGCAUCUGGCACAGCUGCCGGCAGGUGCUCAGGGCAUCGUCAACAGUGGCCUGAUCCCCUCGCUGGUGUGGAACCUGCAUUCAGAGGAGGAAUACAUUCAGGAGAUCAUCUUGGACACUCUGGCACCAUGCCUGCAGGAGGAUGCCAGCGAGGCCCUAGAUAGCCACGCUGUGCCCUGUUUUAAGGAGAAGCUCCUCAGUGAGAACCGCCAAAUCCGCAGCAAGGCUGCUCGGGCACUCAUUGCUAUCAGCGUCCCCUUGGAGGGCAAGCAACAGGUGUGGCAGCAUGAAGUCAUUCCUGUCCUGGUGGAUCUGUUGAUGGACCCUGAUGAGGAGGUACAAGGCAAUGUGGCUGGGGCCCUGAUGCACGCAGCAGUGACCACUGAAGGGAAAUAUGCGGCCCUGGAUGUGGAUGCCAUCGGUCCGCUCCUGGAGUUGCUCUGUUCCACAACCUCGAACAAGGUGUGUCUGAAUGUCAUCAAAUCCCUCACCAUGCUGGCUGAGGCCCCUGAGGGCCGCAGGCUACUGCAGUCCCACCUGCCUACCCUCCGUGUCUUCCUGCAGCACAAAAAUGAAGCCGUACAGCGGGCAGUCCAAAUAGCCAUCAAAGUGAUUGAGUGGAGGCCAUAACUUCCUUUCGGGCCAGACCCGAGAGGCUGUCUGUAGGCCUGAA
This is a messenger RNA of Onychomys torridus (southern grasshopper mouse), 1798 nucleotides long. It is a transcript of the gene Rsph14, whose product is annotated as radial spoke head 14 homolog. The record is from RefSeq and is a predicted model, not a curated record. NCBI's taxonomy places the organism in Eukaryota, Metazoa, Chordata, Mammalia, Rodentia, Cricetidae. The transcript has 8 exons. The coding region runs from base 730 to 1755 and encodes 341 amino acids. Gene Ontology annotation, molecular function: protein binding.